This is a messenger RNA of Vitis riparia (riverbank grape), 1363 nucleotides long. RefSeq names its product vacuolar protein sorting-associated protein 20 homolog 2. The record is from RefSeq and is a predicted model, not a curated record. Gene Ontology annotation, biological process: vesicle budding from membrane; late endosome to vacuole transport via multivesicular body sorting pathway. The transcript is spliced from 8 exons. The coding region runs from base 321 to 1001 and encodes 226 amino acids. Gene Ontology annotation, cellular component: multivesicular body; ESCRT III complex. Lineage: Eukaryota; Viridiplantae; Streptophyta; Magnoliopsida; Vitales; Vitaceae.
GAAAUCAGCGCAUAUGCGCCAGGAUAGUCCAAGAACCGAACUCACGUUCAACACGGUUUGCUGGCAGCACAAGAAGCCCCCCAUCUCUCUUUGCUCGACAGAGUCCGAUCAUUCCUUCUCCAAACGCUGCUUUUCGGUCGAUCUCCGAGUUCAAGCAUUCAAGAAUUUCAGGCCUCUUUCUUUCAGCUGUAGUGAGGCCUAUAUUGGACUCCUUUGAAACAUCCAAGCAAGUUCAUCAACCAGCCCUAAGUCAUAACAGAACACGGAGAGAGGCUUAAGCUUCGGAAGGCUGUGCCAGAUCGAUACAAUAGCAAAUUAAGAUGGGGAAUAUAUUUGUGAAGAAGCCUAAGAUCACAGAUGUGGACAGAGCAAUUCUGUCUCUGAAGACCCAGAGACGAAAGCUUGCCCAAUAUCAGCAACAGCUUGAUGCUGUCAUUGAAGCUGAAAAACAAGCUGCAAGGGACCUGAUUCGUGAAAAGAAAAAGGACAGGGCCUUGCUAGCAUUGAAAAAGAAGAAGGCACAAGAGGAAUUGCUCAAGCAAGUUGAUGCUUGGGUCAUUAAUGUUGAACAACAAUUGGCAGAUAUUGAACUAGCAAGCAAGCAGAAGGCUGUGUUUGAUAGUUUGAAGGCAGGAAAUAAUGCAAUUAAAGCAAUACAAAGUGAAAUCAACUUGGAGGAUGUUCAGAAACUGAUGGAUGAUUCAGCUGAAGCAAAAGCUUAUCAAGAUGAAAUUAAUGCAAUCUUGGGCGAGAAGUUAUCAGCAGAAGAUGAAGAGGAAAUUUUAGCAGAAUUGGAAAAUCUGGAAACACAGAUCACCCUCCAAGAUCUACCGGCAGUUCCUGCAGCAGUGCCGCCUCCAGAAGAAAAUGAGAAAUUGGACCUUCCUGAUGUACCCACCAAAGCACCAGUUGCUCCCCAGGCGGUUGCUGAUGAGGCUGAAGAUGCUUCAACUGGAGUUUCCACAAGGAGAAAAGUUAUGGAAGAACCAUUGCCUGCAUGAUUGGGCAGAGUAUUGGGCCUGGUUACAUACACAAAUGCGUAUGAAAAUGACAUGAUAUUGCUAUAUCCGGGAGCUGUUUGUGAUCCAAAUUGGACCAUCUUCUGGUAGGGAUGUGCUUUACAGAUUUUUGUGUGUACAGAUUGGUUCUGAUGUUCUGCAAUCACUGAUAUUCCAAUAUCCGAUAUCGUAUGUACAGAUUUGGUCACAUAAGCUUAUGCGAUUGUGUACAUUUGCUUCAGUUUCUGAGAUCACCAACAGAUUUGCUCUUUAUGUAAUGGUCUUGCAUAAUAAGUUACUAUCCCAAAUGAAAGAUGGAUCCUGUCAUACAGUUUAUUUAUUUACUUCUUGUGUUGUUAUUGAAA